Messenger RNA from Dama dama (fallow deer), 1639 nucleotides. It is a transcript of the gene OSGIN1, whose product is annotated as oxidative stress induced growth inhibitor 1. The coding region runs from base 189 to 1625 and encodes 478 amino acids. Gene Ontology annotation, molecular function: oxidoreductase activity. NCBI's taxonomy places the organism in Eukaryota, Metazoa, Chordata, Mammalia, Artiodactyla, Cervidae. The transcript has 6 exons. The record is from RefSeq and is a predicted model, not a curated record.
CCCCUGAAAUACCCGGGCUUCCCGGCCUCUCGCACCCUCUUGGAUCCCCACGGGGUAAUGUGCGUCCCGCUCCCUCAGUCGGCUCCCUGACCCUCGUUUCUCCGAGAGGCCUGACCGCGCUCCCCAGUGUCCUCGACCCCGGCCUGUCAGGUCGGCUGCCAGCCCCACGCCCCCCACCAGCCGCAGCCAUGAGCAACCGGAGGAAGGACCACCUUGGUGCCUGCAGCUCAGAGCCCCUCCCGGUCAUCAUCAUUGGCAAUGGUCCCUCGGGCAUCUGCCUGUCCUACCUGCUCUCAGGCUACACCCCCUACGUGAGGCCGGAUGCCAUCCACCCGCACCCCCUGCUGCAGAGGAAGCUCUCAGAGGCGCCAGGGGUCUCCAUCAUGGACCAGGACCUAGACUACCUGUCCGAAGGCCUGGAAGGCCGGUGCCAAAGCCCUGUGGCCCUGCUCUUUGACACCCUCCUGCGGCCAGACACGGACUUUGGGGGCAGCGUGGAGUCUGUCCUUACCUGGAGGCACCAGAAGGAGCGAGCCAUCCCCCAUCUGGUCCUGGGCCGGAACCCGCCUGGGGGCGCCUGGCAUUCCAUUGAAGGCUCCAUGGUGACCCUGAGCCAAGGCGAGUGGAUGGGGCUCCCCGACCUGCAGGUCAAGGACUGGAUGUGCAAGAAGCGCAGAGGUCUUCGCAAUAGCCGGGCCACGGCCGGCGACAUCGCCCACUACUACAGCGACUACGUGAUCAAGAAGGACCUGAGCCACAACUUCGUGUCCAACGCCGUGGUCACGGCCGUGGAGUGGGGGACGCCCGAGCCCAGCAGCCCUGGGGCCCGGGACCCCAGCCCGCUCUUCCAGGUGAGCGGCUCCGUGACCACCGAGGACCAGAGCCAGCAGUCCUUCUCCCUGAGUGCCCGCAACAUAGUCCUGGCCACAGGCACGUCUGACAGCCCGGCCCGCCUCGGCGUCCCUGGGGAGGCCCUGCCCUUCGUCCACCACGACCUGUCGGCCCUGGAGGCGGCCACGCGGGCAGGCACGGUGUCCCCGUCCUCGGACCCUGUCCUCAUCAUCGGGGCGGGGCUGUCGGCCGCAGACGCGGUCCUCUACGCCCGCCACUACAACGUCCCUGUGAUCCACGCCUUCCGCCGGCCCGUGGACGACCCCGGCCUGGUGUUCAACCAGCUGCCCAAGAUGCUGUACCCCGAGUACCACAAGGUUCACCAGAUGAUGCGCGAGCAGUCCAUCCUGUCGCCCAGCCCCUACGAGGGCUACCGCAGCCUCCCAGAGCACCAGCUGCUGCUCCUCAAGGAGGACCGCCAGGCCGUGUUCCGCGACCCCCAGGGCCUCCAGAAGGUCUUCGGCGUGGCCCUGGUGCUGGUGCUCAUCGGCUCCCACCCCAAUCUGUCCUUCCUCCCGGGGGCAGGCGCCGACCUCGCCGUGGACCCUGACCAGCCCCUGAGUGCCAAGAGGAACCCCAUUGAGGUGGACCCCUUCACCUACCAGAGCAUCCACCAGGAGGGUCUGUACGCCGUGGGGCCGCUGGCCGGGGACAACUUUGUGCGCUUCGUGCAGGGCGGGGCCCUGGCCGUGGCCAGCUCCCUGCUGCGGAAGGAGGCCAGGAAGCCACCCUAGCACCUGGCCCGGCA